Lycium barbarum (goji berry) is the source of this 2194-nucleotide messenger RNA. RefSeq names its product protein EXPRESSION OF TERPENOIDS 1-like. The record is from RefSeq and is a predicted model, not a curated record. Gene Ontology annotation, cellular component: nucleus. Lineage: Eukaryota; Viridiplantae; Streptophyta; Magnoliopsida; Solanales; Solanaceae. Gene Ontology annotation, molecular function: DNA binding; DNA-binding transcription factor activity. Gene Ontology annotation, biological process: positive regulation of DNA-templated transcription. The transcript has 3 exons. Bases 533 to 1597 code for a protein of 354 amino acids.
CUUUUUAAGUUAGUGUACUGUUACUUUGGCAGUACAAAGAGAGAGAAGACUUGUUAUGGUGCUUUAAUUUUUGGACAUGGCGGCGUUUGCAGAGCUGUAAUUCUACCUUUUCUUUUAAUGUUCCCAACACAAGCCACAAGAUACUCAAACAUAACGAAAGCAAAUGAAAGGUCCCUCCCUCACUUCCUCAUUCGACUAAUCUCUAUCCCCAAAAUUCUUCAUCACUUUAAUUUGUCUCUCCAACAAAUUUAAAAGAGCUAGCUGCACCUUUUUUAAUAAUCAUCUUCACAAGUUUCAGCUACAAAAUACUAUUUCACACGCUUAUAUGUAGUGCAGACAACAGAAGUGUACUACUUUUUUCACUUCAAAAUUUUGUGAAGACAAUUGAACUUUCUUUUUGAGAGCAUAAAUGAAGAAAACCCCAGAGAAAUCUAAGGGGUACAAAAAUCAUUCUUGGGUCAUAAUUGGUGCAUUUGUGCUAGGAUUGUGAGGCACAUGAAUUGAGCUACAGAAAAGGAUUAAAGGUGGCAAAAUGGCUAAUUUCGUUUCUCUAGGUGGAGGAAGUAGCAGCCACGAGCAACAACAAGAAAUUAGGAGCAGUCACCGUACUAAUAAUAACCCCACCGAGAUCAGUCCAGAGAGUUGGUUCUUGUACAGAACUGAUCAUCAUAAUCAAGAAAUACCCACCACUUAUAAAGGCUUUGAGCUAUGGCAAAGUGGUACUACCUCUCACCAGUACCAACCGGAACAACAACCACAACAACACCAGUUUCGUCACCCAAUUUAUCCUUUGCAAGAUCUUUAUUCCACUGCUGUUGGAUUAGGAGUUGGGCCGAGCCGAAGUGGCUUCGAGAUAUGUGCAGGUGAUCAUGAGGCAUCAAGAUCGGGUUUCAUGAUGAUGAGGAGUGGUGGAGGAGGAAUAAGCUGCCAAGAUUGUGGGAACCAAGCUAAGAAAGAUUGUCAACACAUGAGGUGUAGGACUUGUUGUAAGAGCAGAGGGUUUCAGUGUCAAACUCAUGUGAAAUCCACUUGGGUUCCUGCUGCUAAAAGGAGAGAAAGGCAACAACAACUUACUGCUUUGCAACAACAAGGACAUCAUAAUAAUAAUGAUAAUAAUAAUAAGCCUACUAAAAGGCAAAGAGAGGAUCCAAGUGCUUCUUCUCUUGUUUGUACUCGUUUGCCUUCAACCACUACUGGGUUAGAAGUGGGAAAAUUUCCUGCAAAAGUAAGUACAAGUGCCGUAUUCCAGUGCAUCCAAAUGAGCUCAAUUGACGACGCUGAGGAUCAGUUAGCAUAUCAGGCUGCUGUGAGGAUUGGUGGACACGUAUUCAAGGGAAUUUUAUAUGAUCAAGGUCAUGAAAGUCAGUAUAAUAAUAAUAUGGCUGCAGCUGGCGAUACUUCUUCUGGUGGUAGUGCUGGAGUUCAGCACCACCAUAACUCCGCUGCAGCGGCUACCGCCACUACAAGUGGCGGUGGUGGUGCUGCAGUGGGGCCGGCCGAAGCGUCGAAUUUUCUCGACCCUUCUUUGUUUCCAGCUCCCCUUAGCACUUUCAUGGUAGCUGGUACGCAAUUUUUUCCACCUUCAAGAUCUCCCUAAUCAUCAAUAGUUUAAUGACCGAAUAUUGACAUUGAGUUCUUUUUUAUGUAAUGUGAUACAGCUAUGUAUGUUAAUUGUAGUAGUAAUGGUAGUAUAUAAUAGAACAGAUGAACAAUAGUGACAACCGUUGAUUGAGUAGGAGCACGAGAUGAUAGGAAAAAGGGAGAAAAAUGAGGGUGUGAUAUAUGGUUCUUAGUUAAAAUACCGAUGCAUAGCUGAAUUGUUUACAUUUAUUUACUUUGAAAUUCUAUAUAAAGUUGUUCUUUUUCUUCCUUUGGGACUGCAUUAUUGACAUCUUGUUUCUCUACUUUGUUAUUUUACCCUAAGCCUUUCCAUCCACUCCACCCUAAUCGGUGGCGGAUGCAGCCCAUAUAAGACGAGAUAGUCACAUACUUCAAUAUGGCAUCUGAGUCUGUUGAUGCUUUGGGUUUGACUGGCACCGCUACUCACUAUAAAGGUAAUAUGAAAUUUCACGUGUUCGGCCAAGAAAAUCAAUUAGGUCCGCGCCUGAGGGGACAGUUAGAGACAAUAUAAUUAAGUAAUUAAAAGUGAGCUCUCUCUAACAUCUUAAGCUUUUGGAUAAAAUAAUCACACACU